Messenger RNA from Pelobates cultripes (western spadefoot toad), 21002 nucleotides. Lineage: Eukaryota; Metazoa; Chordata; Amphibia; Anura; Pelobatidae. The record is from the annotation of a GenBank genome assembly.
UCUAAAUUAAUUUUUAAUUUACUUUGAAUUACUAACAAUUUACACCUUAAGGAAGAACCCUAACAGGUCGGUGGAUUCUCCUACACUACCUUCCUUUGAAAGGUUAUUUUAUGAUUGUUUCAUAAUAAAAGAUCCCAAGUAAUAUUCUUUUUAACACUUUUCUCAAUUGAUUGACAAGAUAGUGCCGUUCCUAUAAUUAGUACUUUCUGUGUAUAAAUAGACAUGGUCUUCCAAGCUCAGUUAUAAAGUUACGCAGACUUGCCCAUGUCUUUGGCAUUGCAGAGUUAAUGCGAUAGGUUAGCAGACAUGUGCUUUAAGAAUUUGUUGUUGCUUGUUCAAGACAUGAGAAGAGAUGGACAAGGACGUGAGUUGUCGCUCUGUGUCUAACCAUACACUAAAGAAAAGGUUCCUUCAGGCUUUGAAAUCGAAUGACUUUGUAACAUUGGAAAACAUCUUAGAACAAGGCAAAAUAGAUGUGGAUACCGUAUUUGAAGUUGAAGAUGAGAAUUUAGUUCUGGCAUCCUACAAACCAGGUAUGAUCAAACGUGUAACUUCAAAUUUCCCCACUCUCCCCUGACUUCUAUGCAUGUACAAAUGUAUUUAUAUUAAAAAUAACUUUGUUAUAAUUAGACAUUAAACUUUAAGGCACUCAUCAGAUUUUUUGCUUUUCAAUUUUAUGUGCACAGUGGGUGAUAGGUGGUUGAUUGACAGGGCAUGAUGAUACAGGUUUUCUCGUUUUCUCAAGGGAGUCUUGUGGGUUUCUCACAAUUAUAUGCCCCUUUUCACAGUUCUAUUGAUUUGAGUCGUUUUCUAUUGGACACGUUACAAUGUGACUUUAACGACAUCAUUGAUUUCAGUAUUACAUAAUGUGUAUCAUGAAAUCUGAUGGUUAUGAGCCUCCCAUCAAAAACACUAAGAGAUUUAUCCCCUAAACAGUAAAACAUUAUGAACUUAAAAGAAAUUGCACAACUUGUUUCAAAAUUUCUAUAGUGGAAAUAUUGGCAAUUUGAAAAAAUAUUACCAACAUGUGGAUUUUGGAGUGAAUUGGAAUCAAAACAAAAUAUUCCUUUCACCACUGUUCACUGUAAAUAUAGAUAUACAAAACACAUAAUACAUUUGACUGAUCUGAGUAAACAUAACUUUCUAAACACGUCUGGUCUGUGUCAAUUAAAAGCAGAUGGUUAUUAAACAAAUAACUAAUACUUCCAUGGUAGACAAAUAUACAUCUCUUUAUACAUUACGUACAAGUGAAUUGAUACCUAAAAGUGUUAAAGGGUUGCUCUAAUCACCAUGAGCACUUUUAGAAGUGGUUAUGGUGAUAACAAUCUGUAUGUGUAGCGUUUCAGCUUGAUAAUUAGUUGGAUGACGAGUAGGAUUAGGAUUAGGCAAAGUAAUACAUGUGGGUUAUCGUCCACAAGAAUAGUAGCAGAAAGCAAAUAUGAGUCCUUUACAGUAGUUUGACCACAGACGUGUCUGUGAAUUUCCAUAGAAUAAAAAGCAUGUGAAAAAUACAAAAACAUUCCUAAAUGUAAUUGGCAGAUUUUACAGAAGUUCAUCAUGAAAUGAUUAAAUUAAAAGUGUCAAAAUGCUCUCAGUUACAUAGCCGGCGGGAUGUAUUUUCUACAAUUAUAUACUUUUGUAUAGCAGUUUUGGAUUCUGUGACUACUAUAAAAAUUGUAAUCUCAGCAUGCCAAAUUUUACAAUAUAUUUAAAAUGUCUACAAAUUUAUUGAAAUCCUAGACCUAUUGGGCAUUUUAACAACCAGGACGAAUUAGUGAAUCUAUUCAGAGUUUCAUUUUUUAGGUGCAUGUUUUGUGCAGGAAUUAUUAAAUGUAAAACUGAGAAAGAAAUGUUUAGUUUUUUGUUUUUUUGUUUUUUACAAUUUAUUUAUAUUUAAUAUUGUAUUAUGCAUACAUAUAGGGUAUCAAAAUUAAAAGUUAUAUGUAAUAUGUACGGGUGCACUAAAACAGAAAGGGUGACAUUGUGGUAGAAUGAAUGCAUGAUAACAUUUUCAAAUAGGCAUUGGUCACAAACAUGUCGCAUCUCAAAAGGGCCUUGGUCCCUAAGGGGUUAAUCCUGCACAGAUAUUUAUCAAAACUUCCUAUGAAGGCUUUGAUUGAUCUCUCAGACCCACAUAUACGUGCACACCUCCUAACAUUUUUGAUGGAAUGGACAAACAGAGACAUUUUAAUUUUAGGGGUGUGAGUGGUGUUGUGACCAGAUGCGGGGCUGUUCUGAGGAAUUUUUGGUGACCGUACUGAUAACAAUUUAUGGAACUAAAAUUAAGUGAGAGCAAGAACAAUGAAUCUUAUUUACCCAGACUGAUUUCUAAACACACUUAUUGUAGUUUAAAGACACAUUAAUGGGAGUAUUAUUGCUGUUAUUAUUAUAUUGGGCAGUACCAGAAUAUUAAAUAACUAAUCUGGGCAGUAACAGAAUAUUAAAUAACUACACUGGGCAGUAACAGAGCAUUAUGUCAUCACACUGGGCAGUAACAGAGUUUUAUAUUGUUACACCGGGCAGUAACAGAGUAUUAUGUCCUCACACUGGGCAAUAACAGAGUUUUAUAUCAUUCCACUGGGCAGUAACAGAGUAUUAUAAUAUUAUACUGUGUAGUAACAGAGCAUUAUGUCAUCACACUGGGCAGUAAUAGAGCAUUAUAUAAUUACACUGGGCAGUAACAGAGUAUUAUAUAACUACACCGGGCAGUAACAGAGUAUUAUAUAAUUACACCGGGCAGUAACAGAGUAUUAGAUCAUUACACUGGGCAGUAACAAAGUAUUAUAAUAUUACACUGGGCAAUAGCAGAGUUUUAUAUCGUUACACCGGGCAGUAACAGAGCAUUAUAUAACUACACCGGGCAGUAACAGAGUAUUAUAUAACUACACUGGGCAGUAACAGAGUAUUAUGUCAUCACACUAGGCAGAAACAGAGUUUUAUAUCAUUACACUGGGCAGUAACAGAGUAUUAUAAUAUUACACUGUGUAGUAACAGAGUAUUAUAUCAUCACACUGGGCAGUAACAAAGUAUUAUUUAACUACACUGGGCAGUAACAGAGCAUUAUGUCAUCACACUGGGCACUAACAGAGUAUUAUAUCAUUACACUGGGCAGUAACAGAGUAUUAUAUAAUUACACUGGGAAGUAACAGCGUAUUAUAUCAUCACACUGAGCAAUAACAAAGUAUUAUAUAACUACACUGGGCAGUAACAGAGUAUUAUAUCAUUACACUGGGCAGUAACAGAGUAUUAUAUAAUUACACUGGGAAGUAACAGAGUAUUAUAUCAUUACACUGGGCAGUAAUAUAGCAUUAUAUAAUUACACUGGGCAGUAACAGAGUAUUAUAUAAUUACACUGGGAAGUAACAAAGUAUUAUAUAACUACACUGGGCAGUAACAGAUUAUUAGAUCAUUACACUUGGCAGUAACAGAGUAUUAUAUCUUUACACUGGGCAGUAACAAAGUAUUAUAAUAUGACACUGGGCAGUAACAGAGUAUUAUAUAUAAUUACACUGGGCAGUAACAGAGUAUAAGAUCAUUACACUGGGUAGUAACAGAGCAUUAUACCAUGACACUGGGCAAUAGGAGAGUUUUAUAUCGUUACACCGGGCAGUAACAGAGUAUUAUAUAACUACACCGGACAGUAACAGAGUAUUAUAUAACUACACUGGGCAGUAACAGAGUAUUAUGUCAUCACACUGGGCAGAAACAGAGUUUUAUAUCAUUACACUGGGCAGUAACGGAGUAUUAUAAUAUUACACUGUGUAGUAACAGAGUAUUAUAUCAUCACACUGGGCAGUAACAAAGUAUUAUUUAACUACACUGGGCAGUAACAGAGCAUUAUGUCAUCACACUGGGCAGUAACAGAGUAUUAUAUCAUUACACUGGGCAGUAACAGAGAAUUAUAUAAUUACACUGGGAAGUAACACAGUAUUAUAUCAUUACACUGGGCAGUAACAUAGCAUUAUAUAAUUACACUGGGCAGUAGCAGAGCAUUAUAUCAUUGCAUUAGUUACAUAGUUACAUUACACCAUUACAGAUGGCAAUAACAGAGCAUUACAUCAUUACACUGACCAGUAACCUUACUUUAUACUAUACUAUUUCAUAUCAAAGUAUUCAGUGCAGCAUAAUCGCUCCUGUAACUAUCUCUAAUAAGCAUUUAUUUUCCAGGUUAUUGGUUGCCCAGUUAUAAACUGACAUCAUCAUGGGCAACUGGGUUGCACAUUGCCGUUAUGAUGGGAUACCUGGAGAGUAUAUUAGUAUUGCUGCAGCACCAUGCCUCCAUCAACAGUCAACCCAAUGGGAAGACACCCUUACAUGUGGCAUGUGAAGUUGGCAAUAUAGAUUGUAUCAAGAUUCUUGCUGGCCAUAAAGCAAAGCUUAACAGUUUCUCAGUGAGCGGACUGGCGCCAUUACAUUACUGCACGACCAGAGAAUCCAUCGAUUGUGCCAAGGAGCUGGUAUGGAGUGGUAAGAUACAAUAAACGCAUAUUUGAUGUUUUGAAGACAGUCUUUAUGGUAUUGAUCCACUCACUAAACAGUGUGUAGCUCUGGGUUUUUUUUCUUCUUACUUGGCUUUUUUAGCCUGAAUUUAGCAACUGUUGCAAGUUCCAACCACAAAUUCAAAUUGUGUCAAGACUUUUUGCUAAAUAUUAAAGGCAAACUGUGUCAUUAUAUAUAGAUAAAGCUUGCAUGUAUUACAGGCUCUAUCUCUAUUCUUUAGCAAUGCAUCCAUAUACGUAAAUAAAUACUUUGUUUCAGUGUCUCUAAAACCUUUACUUGCUCUAUAGGAAAGCCAUCUUUAGACCUCUUUGGAAGGAAGCAGUGCUUUUCUCACCAAAAAACGCACACAUAUUCAUGAACUAGUAUGCAUUUACCAAUCCUGACUUUAGAUUUGUGCACAGCAAACAUUUUUGGGUCUUCCUAAUUCACUCAGCUGAAUUUUAAAUUGUUUUUCGAAUUGUGAGAAUUGAGGUCAAAACAUAUUUUGUUUCAGUUUGAAAAUUCGAAUCAAUAUUGAAAGAUGUGCCUACAGUGUCCAUUUAACAAAAAAACAACUCUUGGAGGGUGGGGUGGGGGGAGCUAAGCACGAACUUGAGCAGAUGCCAUUUCUAUGAGCUCUUCAUGGGGCUACUGAAAAUCUCCAAAUAUCUCUCGUUUAGCACUCCAUCCAGCCCUGCAACCCCAACAACUGAAAGCAGGGCACCUUCCCGCAUCGAUCGAUGCCCUUUCAGUACACCCCGAGACAACACAAACAGCGCGCACAGCUGGGGCCUACCACCAGCUGACACCACGAAGCCUAAAGGCCUCAUUGACAGCCUCAUUGGGGCACACAACCAGAGCACACCAGAGCCAUCCUGGUUGUCCCCGCUGCCCGACACCCCAGCCAUGAAACGCUGGACACAAAAGCCCGACAGAGACAUCAGGGCCAUGCUUCAGAGGCCCAGUACCUCAAAGACCACACUGGCUGAGGUGGACAACACUAUGACAGCGCCACCUCCAGGAGUGGAAAGCCAGGAACCUGAACCCGAACUGAAAUGGAAAUCAACUCAAUCGAUUGAUUAUUCUUGUGUAUCUGCCCCUGGCCAAAUUAAAGAAACAAUGCGUGCAUGCUCCCUGAAGUAAUUCACACCAGACACAAGUUUCAGGUAGUUGAAUAACUUGAGGAAUGUUUAUUCAGAGGGGACGGCAAGUCCCUUUUAAAGCAAAAUUACAUCAUAAGCAUUGUCAGAGAUAACAUGAAAUAAUAAGGUAUUAAUUGGUUAGGUGUUAAGUAGUUGUCUUAGUGCUCUGCCUACUAGAGGUGAUGUCACUGAGACCAUGAGGGUCCUCCCCAGAUCUCAGCGCCAUCUUGUUACACGAGGUAGUUAAUCGAGUUUAUAAGAAGGGAGGGGUUAGAAACUUCUAGCAGCCAUUUUGUCUAAAUAUGCGUGAAUAUCUACUGAUUUCAGUGUGAUGGGUAAAUAGACAUUUUACUAGCUACAAAGAUAUAUGUGUAUAUGUCCAUAUUUUAUUUCCACAACAGAACAAAUGUCCCUAACAGAGCAAAUUCAAAGCCUACAGCAAGCAGAUAGCUCAACACCAACCACUAAAGGGGACCUCAAACUGCUCCUAGCAGACCUCCAUAAAAUGAUGGCAGCACUUGUACGCACGGAGAUCCAAGCUAACACUGACCGCAUAAGGGCAAUAGAGGUAGACAUACUGUAUGUCCAAACAACGGUGAAUAACCUGGAAGGCCAAGUACAACAACUCCAUACUCACCAUCACACCAUGUCACAGUGACUGGUGGCACUUGAAGACCAAAUCAGGCGCAACAAUAUAAAAAUCCGAGGCAUUCCAGUGGAGGUAUGAACAGAAUAGCUUCCACACUAUACUAGGAGUCUGUUAGCCGCCAUACUGUCACCAGCAGUGGCCAAAAAGAUUACCCUGGAUUGCACUUUUCGACUAGCCAGCAUGGUUAAACCCUCUAACUCAGGAAUGAGGGAUGUGAUUACUGGUGCACAACCGCAAAAGAUAAAGCUUGCAUCAUGGUGGCUGUACAGGGCAAAACCCCACUGAAUUUUUUGCAGGAUCUGACCAGGCAACACUACAGUGGCGCAGAACUCUGGUUCCCAUCAUGACUCACCUCCGGUCUCAGGGAGUGCCUUACCGCUGGGGGACUCAGGGUAUCUUACUGGUAACCCGGAACGGAAUUGUCCACACACCGAACACUGGCAGAAACUCCUAAAUUCUACACCGCUUUAGGAAUAACAGCACCCGACCCCAGGGCACCUGGAGGUGCCACAGCGAGGUCAUGGAACCCUGACAAUGUUGUUCCUCUCGUACCAAGGGUAGAGAACCUCUCCUCAACAGGGACUUGACUCACAAGCAGGCCCACAUGGAGCCCACGAACUCAUCCGACACAAAGUCAUAGAGGCCAGCCAAGACUCGACCUAAAGUUUAACUCUAGCUCAAAUUUAUUUUUGUUUUUCUUAAUGUUUAUAUUGCUGUUUUACAUGUUGUAGCAGGAAAGGGUUAAGUAGACUAGAAUAGGACUCUGAGGUACCCAGCCCAUGUACGAUUAAUAGCUCACAUUGUUACAGAUUGGAGAUAACCCCCCCAAAACCCACGCCACCUCACGGUUAAGAAGUAACACUUACCAAGACAGACCUGUCACGAGCAGCUACAGUUGAAGGCACUAAACACCUCUCGUAGCCCACCUACAUGAAGAAAUGCAAUGCCACUUUACAGGUAGUGACAAGUAUUGUUCCCUCUCGCAAACAUUCAUGCUCACCACCACAUUUAUGUGAUACCUACCCAGAACAACCCCCUAAAGCGAUACGCCUCGCAUAGCUGACAUAACCCCCGAAACUACCCGAAUCGUCAUACGGUAUAUCACACCUGGUUACAGCUCCACUGAGUAAUUAAGAAAAUAGAAAUGUUCAAAAAAUAAUAAUUGUACUUUCCUCAGUCAUGUAAUGCCAAGACGUUGUUUGCAUUAUUUGCAAUUUUAAAAUGCCAUAAUGACGCAUAAUGUAUUGUAUAAAACGAGUACUACCCAAAAUACCACAAAUGUCAAUUAGUGAUUCCAAGUUAUUGUGGCAGUGGCUAAAUGGCUAACAGUACGCACCUCAAACCGAAAUCAGCAGGACGUGGCUGUCUAGAAGACAAGCACUGGAGGCUGUCUUAACCCUGCAAUGUAAAUAUUGCAGUUUCUCUAAGUCUACAAUGUUUUCACAUGCAGGGUUAAGGGGACAGGGACAGUGCUCCCAGACCACUUCAAAGAGACAAAGUGGUCUGGGUGACUAUGGUGUCCCUUUAAUGUAUAAAUGUGGUGGCCCCACACCAUUCAAGAACUUAGGUUAAUGGGUCAAGAAACUUUGACAUCAAAGAGAACUUUUCAACAGAUUUCUGAUGAAGUCACACGCAGACACCAACCGCUUCCCAUUUGGAUUUCAGCUUCAGCUUGAAAGCUUUAUAUUAAAAGAUUAUGAAAAACACAAAUUAGCUGUUUGCAAAACUGUAAUAAUCAAAACUAUUAAUUAAUAGUGAUGUCCCGAACGGUUCGCUGGCGAAUAGUUCCCGGCGAACUGAGCGGCGGGUGGGGGCCAUAUUGAUAAUGAGGGGGGGACCUAAUGCCCCCCCCCCGCCCCCACCCCUGCGCGGCUGGUGGGGGCCAUAUUGAUAAUGAGGGGGGGACCUACUGCCCCCCCGGCCCCCACCCCUGCGCGGCGGGUGGGGGCCAUAUUGAUAAUGAGGGGGGGGACCUACUGCCCCCACCCCCGCGCGGCGGGUGGGGGCCAUAUUGAUAAUGGGGGGGGAACCUACUGGCCCCCACCCCUGCGCGGCGGGUGGGGGCCAAAUUGAUAAUGAGGGGGGGACCUACUGCCCCCCCCGGCCCCCACCCCUGGGCGGCGGUUGGGGGCCAUAAAGAUAAUGGGGGGGGGACCUACUGUCCUCCCCCCCCGGCCCCCACCCCUGGGCGGCGGGUGGGGGCCACAAAGAUAAUGAGGGGGGGGACCUACUGUCCUCCCCCCCCAGGCCCCCACCCCUGGGCUGCGGGUGGGGGCCCUAAGUAAAUUCCCCCCCCAAGGUUAAGGGGACAGGGACAGUGCUCCCAGACCACUUCAAAGAGACAAAGUGGUCUGGGUGACUAUGGUGUCCCUUUAAUGUAUAAAUGUGGUGGCCCCACACCAUUCAAGAACUUAGGUUAAUGGGUCAAGAAACUUUGACAUCAAAGAGAACUUUUCAACAGAUUUCUGAUGAAGUCACACGCAGACACCAACCGCUUCCCAUUUGGAUUUCAGCUUCAGCUUGAAAGCUUUAUAUUAAAAGAUUAUGAAAAACACAAAUUAGCUGUUUGCAAAACUGUAAUAAUCAAAACUAUUAAUUAAUAGUGAUGUCCCGAACGGUUCGCUGGCGAAUAGUUCCCGGCGAACUGAGCGGCGGGUGGGGGCCAUAUUGAUAAUGAGGGGGGGACCUAAUGCCCCCCCCCCGCCCCCACCCCUGCGCGGCUGGUGGGGGCCAUAAAGAUAAUGGGGGGGGGACCUACUGUCCUCCCCCCCCGGCCCCCACCCCUGGGCGGCGGGUGGGGGCCACAAAGAUAAUGAGGGGGGGGGACCUACUGUCCUCCCCCCCCAGGCCCCCACCCCUGGGCUGCGGGUGGGGGCCCUAAGUAAAUUCCCCCCCCAAGGUGACUAGGGGUCCCCAAGCCCCUAGUCACCCCCCCCAAAUAAAAAGUCCCUACCUACCCCCCUCACCCUAAAAAAUAGUGAGGGGGAAAUAAAAUAACUAACCUGUAAAAUAAAAGUAAACUUACCAUUCGACGUCUUCUUUUUUCUCAAAUCUUCAUUUUUCAGCCCCAAAAAAGGCCAAAGAAAAAAACAUCAUAACCGUCGAAUUGAAAAUAAAAUAAAAAUCCUGAGCGCAAAAAAAAAAACAGAUGAAAAAGAAAAAACCCGAGCGCAAAAAAAUAAUCCAUCUUCACCCAUGGAGGGCUCCGCGCAGACUGAGCUCCUUGGGGAAGGCUUAUAAACCUUGCCCGCCCUGCAAAGCUAAGAACACUCUGUGGUGGGUUUAAGCCAAUCAGAGUGCUCUUUAUCAUUUUUACAGCGUGGGGAAAAUUCAAAAGAACUUUCCCGCUGUGUAUGACACAAACUAUGAUUGGAUGGCAGAAAUCCAUCCAAUCAGAGUGCUCUUUGUCAUUUACACAGCGUGGGAAAAUUCCAAAGAACUUUCCCACGCUGUGUAAAAUGACACAGAGCACUGUGAUUGGAUGGCUUGAAAUCCAUCCAAUCACAGUGCUCUGUGUCAUUUUACACAGCGUGGGAAAGUUCAAUUUUCCCAUGCUGUGUAAAAUGACACAGAGCACUGUGAUUGGAUGGAUUUCAAGCCAUCCAAUCACAGUGCUCUGUGUCAUUUUACACAGCGUGGGAAAGUUCUUUUGAAUUUUCCCACGCUGUGUAAAAUGACAAAGAGCACUCUGAUUGGCUUAAACCCACCAAUCAGAGUGUUCUUUGCCUAAUUGCAGGGCGGGGCAAGUCUUUAUAAGCCUUCCCCCGCCAUGCAGAGCUCAGUCUGCGAGGAGCCCUCCAUGGGUGAAGAUGGAUUAUUUUUUUGCGCUCGGGAUUUUUAUUUUAUUUUCAAUUCAACGGUUAUGAUGGUUUUUUAUUUGGCCUUUUUUACAGGUUAGUUAUUUUUAAAAUAGUUAUUUUAUUCCCCCCUCACUAUUUUUUAGGGUGAGGGGGGUAGGUAGGGACUUUUUAUUUGGGGGGGGGGUGACUAGGGGCUUGGGGACCCCUAGUCACCUUGGGGGGGGAAUUUACUUAGGGCCCCCACCCGCAGCCCAGGGGUGGGGGCUUGGGGGGGAGGACAGUAGGUCCCCCCCCUCAUUAUCUUUAUGGCCCCCACCCGCCGCCCAGGGGUGGGGGCCGGGGGGUGGGAGGACAGUAGGUCCCCCCCCUCAUUAUCUUUAUGGCCCGCACCCGCCGCCCAGGGGUGGGGGCCGGGGGGGGAGAACAGUAGGUCCCCCCCUCAUUAUCUUUAUGGCACCCACCCGCCGCCCAGGGUGCAGGGGUGGGGGCCGGGGGGGGGGGCAGUAGGUCCCCUCCUCAUUAUCAAUAUGGCCCCCACCCGCCGCGCAGGGGUGGGGGCGGGGGGGACAAUAGGUCCCCCCUUAUGUUUCAUUUUAGGGCCCCCACCCACCGCUCAGGGGUGGGGGCAGGGGGGGGACAAUAGGUCCCCCCCUUAUUUUUCAUUUUAGGGCCCCCACCCACCGCUCAGGGGUGGGGGCCGGGGGGGACAAUAGGUCCCUCCAUAUUGUUAUUAGGGCCCCCACCGACCGCUCAGGGGUGGGGGCCGGGGGGGGGACAGUAGGUCCCCCCCCUCAUUAUCUUUAUGGCCCCCACCCGCCGCCAGUAGGUCUCCUCCCCCCCCCCCAACCAGUAAGAGUCCCUGUGGAUUUUAAAAUUCGCCUGCCCAUUGAAGUCUAUGGCGGUUCGCCGGGUUCGCGAACAUUUGCGGAAGUUCGCGUUCGCAAACCGAAAAAUUCACGUUCGCGACAUCACUAUCAAUUAAUAGUUUGUCGCAUUCUAUAUAACUAAUAAAAAUAAAAAAAAGUUUAGCUUUUGUGUUUUUUCUUUUUGUUAACAGUUUGCAAAUGAAAUUUAAAGUUAAACAUCAGUCACAGUUUUGGUUUAGUUUAACCUGAAAAAGGUUGGCUGUAAAAAAACUACAUUCAGCUUGACUGUCUCCAUUUUGACAACAAUGCCAUAUAACAGUGACAGGAUUAAAGUGCACAUUGCUGAGAAUUCAAAGUGAAUUUCCAAUAUUAAAGGAACAAUAUAGUCACCUAAAUUACUUCAGCUAAAUAAAGCAGUUUUAGUGUAUAGAUCAUUCCCCUGCAAUUUCACUGCUCAAUUCACUGUCAUUUAGGAGUUAAAUCACUUUGUUUCUGUUUAUGCAGCCCUAGCCACACCUCCCCUGGCUAUGAUUGACAGAGCCUGCAUGAAAAAAAAAACUAGUUUCACUUUCAAACAGAUGUAAUUUACCUUAAAUAAUUGUAUCACAAUCUCUAAAUUGAACUUUAAUCACAUACAGGAGGCUCUUGCAGGGUCUAGCAAGCUAUUAACAUAGCAGGGGAUAAGAAAAUCUUAAUUAAACAGAACUUGCAAUAAAGAAAGCCUAAAUAGGGCUCUCUUUACAGGAAGUGUUUAUAGAAGGCUUUGCAAGUCACAUGCAGGGAGGUGUGACUAGGGUUCAUAAACAAAGGGAUUUAACUCCUAAAUGGCAGAGAAUUGAGCAGUGAGGCUGCAGGGGCAUGUUCUAUACACCAAAACUGCUUCAUUAAGCUAAAGUUGUUCAGGUGACUAUACUGUCCCUUUAAGCCAAAAUAGACAAAUGUCUAGCAGAGUUUCUCUUGAAUGAACAUUUCAGUCCCCUAAAGAGCUUUAGGAGUAAUGCCCCUGUCUCUACAGGCUUAUUUUAUAGAAGUGCAGAGAGAAAUCUUAGUAAAACCUUGUGGCUAUCUGCUUGUCACACAGACAGCUAGGGGGAUGUUCUGUCUCACAAGUGAAUGUUUCUCAUAGACAAGCAAUGGAUUCUCUCAUGGAGAUUGCACGGUGUAUCCCAAAGUUUCUCUGUGAGAAACAACUCAUUGGAUACAAGUCAACAGUACUGAUAACUUCUCGGAAUUAGGGGAGGAGAUCGACAGAGAGAAGAGUCUCCUGCCCCAGAAUAAAGGUAAGCUUAAUAGGUUUUUAAUUUGAAAUGAGGGACCUAGUUAUCUAAAAACAGGAGAACAUACAUUUAAAACUAAAUGUAUAUAAGUAUUUUUCAAUUAGAGUAUUAAACCUUUAAUUUAAUAAGUACAUCUCAUCACAUAGCAUCAAAUAUAAAACAUUUCUAAACGGAAGCACCAUUAGACAUGAGCAGUAACGUACUGGAUGCACAUAGUCCAUAUUGAAAAAUUGGGUUAUUGAUAAAGUUUAUAAAUUUUGCAAAAUAUUAAAGGAACACUAUAGCACCAUAACCACUACAGUACGUUGGAAUGGUUACGAUACCAGGAUUGCCCUGGUGCAUCCCUAGUGGAAGUAGUCAAACUACUAAUGGUUUCACUUCUUACCUAGAGUCCACUAGACACCACUCCCUGCCUCCUCGUAGUCGUACGUGAGAGUUGGAAGCUUCUACUAGACGCUUCGGUCAUCUUUACUAAUCCAAGGGCAAGCUCUUUGGCUUAGAACAUCAGCUGAUCACUCUCAGCCAAUGAGCUAAGCCGUGCGUCACAGUGCUUAGUUUGGUGAAGAGAGCUUGCGCCUGUGAGGAGGCGGGGAGCUGGCCCUGGCGGAUCGAAGGAAAGAACUCAAAUCACGUUAAUAUGGUUUGACUACUUACCUCUUGGUGAUGCAGCAGGGCACUCCUGGUACCAUAACCACAACAGCACAAUGUAGUAGUUAAAGUUUUUCGAGUGUUCCUUUAACAAUAAUAUAGACAAAAUGUUAUAACCAUACGAGGUGUCCUUUAUUUUGUCUAAUUAUAAUUUAUUUAUUUUUUUGAGGCGCAAAUAUAAACUUGCCAACCAACAAUCAAAUGGAAGAAUCGCCUUUGCAUACUGCUUGCCGUAUCGGAGUCCCUGAGCUCGUGGCAUUUUAUGUCAAUCAGGGUGCAUACGUGGACAGUGUUAAUGCAAGUCUGGAAACACCUCUGGCCACUGCUGCUUACUGGACACUUAAUAUAAAGGAACAGAAAUACAGCACCCGGCACCACGUGAUCUGUAGGAUGUUACUGGAUUAUGGUGCUGAGGUCAAUUCUCGGGAUGAAGAUUAUAAAGCUCCACUCCAUAAAGCAGCUUGGAAUUGUGACCAUGUUCUUAUGCAUAUGAUGCUGGAAGCCGGUGCUAAGGCCAAUGUCAUGGAUGUUAACGGAUGUGCACCACAGCAAUACGUCUUAAAAGUAACUUCUGUCCGGGCAGCUGCACAACCAGAGAUCUGCUAUCAGUUACUGUUAAAUCACGGAGCAGCAAGAAUUUAUCCUCCGCAGUUUCACAAGGUGAAAAGGAAAGGUGAUAGUUACAUGCUGGGAUCAUACAUUUGUAAUCAGUAAUUUGAAUCAGAAGAUAUUGCACUCCAGUCUUUGCUAGGAAGAGAUAAUUGCUAGAGACACAAAUGGAAGAAUAUGGGGAAAUAACUAGUGAGAGAAAACUGGAGGUAGCAAAUCUUAUAUUAUUAGAGUACUUCCAGGUCUAAAAAGACAGUUCUGUGCAAUGUAUUGUUUUCUAAUAGGGUAACCUCUUUAAUGUGAUUGUUGUUUCCCCAGAUACAUGUAUCUAUAUGUUUAGGAUAUUGCACAGAUUGUAUUGGGUCAGGGGUUGUGUACAUUCGGGCAGUGUACAACAAGUAAGGGAGCCGAGUCCAACACUCCGUCAUCUAAGUUAAGUUGUUAUGGUGCCAGGAGGGCCCCCAGAUGCACUUUACUAUAGAUGGUUAAACCAUUCUCCAUUGAUUUUAACCCUGAAGUUUGCCUCAAGCGCCAAUCUCAGGUCCCCCAGGAGGCAUCCAGCUUCUGAAAGCUUCAGGAAGUGCAGGGUGCCGCCGGGCAGGUGCAACUGACACUCUCAGCCAAUCAGUGACUACUCGUUCAUAAAACUGGCUUGAAAAAGGCAUGUUUUUUUUCAAGCCACUUUUAUAAAUGGGGAGUCACUUAUUGGCUAAAAGCGUCAGCUGAUCGCUCUCAGCCAAUCAGCGGUGCCCUUGCCCGUUCGCACUUCCUUAAACUGAGAUUCAGAAGAAAAAUGCUGCCUGUGCGCUCGUGGCAAACUUUGGGGUUAAACUGUUUGAGAAUGGUUUAACCCCGUAAGGUUAGAGUACUCCCGAGGUCCUCUUGGCACCGUAACAACUUAAUUUAGAUUAACUACAGAUCCUACUAUAGUUUCCCUUGGGCAUUAAACCCUUGUGAUGACCAGGCCAUAAAUUAACAAGCCCAUAUUGUGAUGGCACAGAUCUACUGUGCAAUUUAUUGAACACCUGUUCAGUAUAAUAUGGAGAAUAAACUAACAAUAAUAGCCAUGGAGAUAUGAGAUACAAUAAAAAAUUUUACUUUGACGUUUACCAAAAUAUAUAUUUAUAAAUCUCAUGUGCAUAAAUGAUAACGGACUACCAUAUAACGGCCACUAUACCGGCAGGUCAUACAAGAGUGCUGCGGCUACCCAAAAGCGGUUGAAGUUAUGGCCAAUGCUUAUGAACACAUCACAGCAACGUCAAAAUGGAGGAAAGCUAUUCCAGAUGAUGUAUAUGAGGUAAUUAAUCUGGCAAUACAUGACAAAUACUUUCUAUUAAAAAAAAUGUGUGAGUUUCUGCAAAAGGUAACUUAGGAAAGCAUGAGUGUCAAGAGUCCCCAGUUGUCUCCUAGCUGUUCAGAAAUGAGAGCAGUGCCUGGUGGACCCUAGCUUAGAGGUCAACCUGCUCUAAAAUGGUUUAUGUUCCUUAAAAGCAAUGAGGAAUCCUGCGGCACAUACCCUGUACAUAAUGCAGUGCUGUCCAUCAAUACAAAGACAUUAAAUAAAGAUAAGGACUAGCGCUUUUUUCACAAUAGAUUGUACAAACGUAUAUACAGAGAUAUCAAAUAAAUUAGCUGCUCAACAUUCUUGUGAGUCCUUCAAUGUCACCAGUAAUUCCCAACAAAAAAAAAAAAGGAAAAAAUUCCUUAGAGAAUGUAGCGCUUAUGGAAUAGGUAAACAAAUUAUCACCUUUUAGUAUUUCAUUGGAAGAUAGGUUCUUAUUUAGAUGUCGAAUAGGCAGGUAUCUAUAAAAGAUAACCAAACAUAGUGUAGAUGGUAUACAACUAUACAAUCAUAUAUAUGUAUAUAUAUAUAUAGUAUUUUUCACUCACAAACCGAGAGCUAUGGACCUAGCUCUGGUUUGAAUCGCUUCUAGGUCCAUAUAGGCGACCCACCCCUGCUUGGGAUAUAUGUCUUGUCCUACAGGGAAAUAAAUAUACCAAAAAUAGCGUAGCACAGUCGGUGGUAGUUAAAAUGAGAAUACCAUUCUCAAAUGGGUACUUACAAACAAUAUAUAAAAUAAAAUCGUAACAAUGUCCAAAAACCGGAACGCGUUUCACCACAUAAGCAUGGCUUCCUCAACUGGAUCGAUGAGCUGAAUUUAUAUAUUGUAUCAAUAAAUUUGUUCUUUUUAAUUUUUUUUUAUAUUUGGUUCUCCAUCCAUCAUUCUACAUUUGGGAGUGCAGUCCCUAACCUGCACAUUGCUCAAGAACUGAGUCAAUUUAGACUCUCUGUUUGUAAGUACCCAUUUGGGAAUGGUAUUCUCAUUUUAACUACCACCGACUGUGCUACGCUAUUUUUGGUAUAUUUAUUUCCCUGUAGGACAAGACAUAUAUCCAAAGCAGGGGUGGGUCGCCUAUACGGACCUAGAAGCGAUUCAAACUAGAGCUAGGUCCAUAGCUCUCUGUUUGUGAGUGGAAAAUACUAUAUAUAUAUGAUUGUAUAGUUGUAUACCAUCUACACUAUGUUUGGUUAUCUUUUAUAGAUACCUGCCUAUUCGACAUCUAAAUAAGAACCUAUCUUCCAAUGAAAUACUAAAAGGUGAUAAUUUAUUUACCUAUUCCAUAAGCGCUACAUUCUCUAAGUAAUUUUUUCCUUUUUUUUUUUGUUGGGAAUACAAAGACAUUAUCACGGUUAUUUAGUAAUGUGAGAAUUGUUGGCAAUUCAAAGUGAGGUUUAAUUUUAAGGCAAAAAUAGCUGAAUUUGAAAAAAAAUCUCCAACUCAGCUAUGCUUACAGGUCCGCUAUUAUAGUCUAAAAUUUUAAACCCACUUUCCUGAGAGCUCUGACUAAUUAAAUAAUCCUGCAGAUGUAUCAAAGAAAAUACAAUGGGCCCAUUAAUAAGAUAAUAAGAUAAUUAUGUGAGAGAAUGUUAGAAGACAGAGUAUGUAGAGAGUAUGUGAGAGAGUGUUGGAAGAGUAUGCAUAGAGUAUGUGAGAGAGUGUUGGAAGAGUAUGUAGAGAGUAUGUGAGAGAAUGUUAGGGAAGGGAAGUAUAAAGCAGUUACAGUGCCUGCAGUAUUCCUUUAGACACAUUACUGUAAGCAUUAUGGUUGUGGAGCUCUGUUAUACACUCAUGUACACCAGCAAUAUAGAGCUCCUUGAAAAGAGGGGCAGAUGGAUUUAGGUCCAUAAUAGGGACUGUUCCUCCGAAAAAAGGAAACGUGGGAGGUAUGAUUGUGUAAUAUCACUACAAUACAAUAAGCUUUCUGAAACAUGUCUGCACCUUCCUGUUUGUUACAGAGGCACCAGAAAUUCUAUGAAGGUCUUUUUGAAGUGUGCAGCAACUCUCCUAGGUCACUCCUGCACCUGACCCGAUGUGCAAUCCGAGCAAUAUUGCGAACGGAUUGUCACCAAGUCGUUCCACAGCUUCCACUUCCAGCGACAUUAAAGAAAUAUCUCCUUCUAGAUCCACAAGGACGAUUCUACUGACCUUGCCGCGCUGUAUAUCUAUUUUUAUCUUCAGCAUGAGGUUUGACAAAGUGCAUCAUAUGUGCUCUAGUUCGCAUACAUUCAACUGUGUGUCCCUACUCAUCUGAUUCUUUCUCUAUAUUCUGUGAUAAGUGUGCAUUCCAUACCUUCCACCACUGUGAGUAAUAAAGCCAGGACAGGGGUCGGUGAGCCCUUUAAGGGCUUGCCAGUGGUUUAGCUUGUGGCACAGGUGAAACCCAAUGGCCCCCAAAGGGGUAGGCCCACCUGAAAGGAUCAUAUGAGUCUGGUACGAAUGCAUGUUAGGCUGAUUGGACAUCACACUGAACAGUCCAUCUGACACUUCAUAUGUGUCUACGGGCAUCCUCAGUAUAGGGCAAGAGGAAGUACGUGCUAUCCUUGAAUUUGCCUCUCAUUUUAUUUAAAUGAAGUCCAAGAGCGAGAGUGCCUUCACAUGAUGACAUUGCUCUAUCCUCCCCCCAGAAUAAUAUCUGAAGACGAGCCUGGUUCUUCCUGUGGCAUGAAUGCCCUGAGUAUAGCUUGCUCAGUGUGAGUGUGUCUAUUAAUGCUCCUUCACUGCCCAUACUAAGAGUAAUUCCCUAAUGUCACUGCACUUACUAGUGUCAUCCUGUUCUGCCCGUGGGAUGAGUGCCCUGAGUAUAGCUUGCUCAGCGUGAGUGUGUCUAUUAAUGCUCCUUCACUGCCCAUACUAAGAGUAAUUCCCUAAUGUCACUGCACUUACUAGUGUCAUCCUGUUCUGCCCGUGGGAUGAGUGCCCUGAGUAUAGCUUGCUCAGCGUGAGUGUGUCUAUUAAUGCUCCUUCACUGCCCAUACUAAGAGUAAUUCCCUAAUGUCACUGCACUUACUAGUGUCAUCCUGUUCUGCCCGUGGGAUGAGUGCCCUGAGUAUAGCUUGCUCAGCGUGAGUGUGUCUGAUGAGGCUCCGUUACUGCGCAUACUAAGAGCAAUUCCCUAGUUUUACUGGAUGUGGGAAUCCAGGGAACAAACCUAGGAUGGCAGGACACAGACCCGAAACCAGGACUGUCCUGCCAAACCCAGGACUGUUGGUUGGCAUCAUGGCAUCAAAUACUUGAAUGCUCUUUACAUAGAAACAUAGAAUGUGACGGCGGAUAAGAACCAUUCGGCCCAUCUAGUCUGCCCAGUAUUUCCAAAAACUUUGAAUUAGUGCCUGGCCUUAUCUUAAGUCUAGGAUAGCCUUAUGCCAAUCCCACGCAUGCUUAAACUCCCUCACUGUGUUAACCUCUACCACUUCAGCUGGAAGGCUAUUCCAUGCAUCCACUACCCUCUCAGUAAAGUAAUACUUCCUGAUAUUAUUUUUAAACCUUUGUCCCUCUAAUUUAAGACUAUGUCCUCUUGUUGUGGUAGUUUUUCUUCUUUUUCUUUACAGGGUUGUAGACAUGAUGAGCUGAAACAGAGUUUGUAAAAUAGAGAAUCUAUUUGUAGUAUAAAACUAUUAUUCUUUAGCUCAUGUACAGUAUAGUUCAUUUUAGGAAUGCACAUCAGCAAUGCAAGCAUAUGUUCUUAUAAAAGAGUUAACACAGCCUUUGUAGCAGCAUGAUAUUAUGACGUCUUAGUCAUUUGCAAAGCUGUUCGUUAGAUCGUUUUUAGGAUUGGCCUAUAAAUGAAUAAAAAUUUAUUUUAUGAUGAUGUAAAAGUAUUGUAAUGUAGAUUUUGUACAGAGAACACUGCAAACAUAUACAGUACAUGUGCAUUGAACAAUGUUUCUGAAAGUUAUUUACUUUAUGUAAAUAUAGAUUUUAGUAGGCAACAAAAAAAGUAUUUAUUUGCAAUAAUUUUUAAAUAAUUUUUGUACCUUUAUGUAGCAUAACUCCACCCCCAGGCCUUACCUCCACUUUUCUUGAAUAUUAUUCCUGAUUAGAAGUGUACAGUGUCUGUAUGCAACAAAACCAAUGAAAGAUCAAGGUCAGUUGAGCUGCUGACAUGACUCCAAUCGACAGCAAUUCACUAUCCGCUUAUUAUCUGUGUAGUCAGAGCCAUAUCUAAAAAUCACCGGACCCCUAUGCAAAGAUUGCCCUUGGGCUCCCCAUUUGUCUUAUUUCCCCUCCCAGUCCCUCCAUGUUUCUCAUUCUUCCCCCUUAGCCCCUCAUCGUGUCUCAUUCUCCCUCAGUUCCUCCACGUAUCUCAUUCUCCCCCCAGCCCCUCCGUGUGUCUCUCCCCCAUCCACCCAUCCCCUCCAUUUGUCUCAUUCCACACCAGUCCCUCCAUGUGUCUCUCCCACCCUCCAGCCCCCCACCUUUUGACAGGAAGUUCUCGUUGCUCUCAGUGAACACUUCCUGUCAGUCCACGGUCCACUUAGUCACCUACAUAUAGUGACUGGCAGGAGGGGGAUCGCUGCACAAUCCCCUCCUGCUGAUCAACCAGCCACCACGUGCACCGCGGUAGUUACGCCACAGUGUGUGGUAUUUCAAAACCAUGCUAAGAAGUAAGGAGGGAAAUGAUAAGACAGGACAGCCAUUCCAGCAGCUCAGCUUACAUAAAGCUCUCAUUGACUAAGGUUGAAGCCUAUCAAAUACAGUUAACCAUGCUGGUGCCUACAGUGUCACUUAUCUGGAUCAUACUGAAAAACUAUCAGGAGCCAGAUGUUCAUUUCUAGGUUAAAGGAAAGCUCUAAGGGUGAAAUAAAUAUAUUUAUUUCUUAAAUUUGUCCCCUCUUAAAAUGUGGAGGGUAUCUGCAGUAUCUGCUUGCCAUCCACUCAGUCUACUCUAAGAACAUCAGACUUCUUGAUCUCGGUCCAUUGCUUCUCAAUCACCACACUCUGCCAGUCCAGUGCUCUGCAUGGUGAACCACUGAAUCCAGUGCUUUUCUGUGAGAGCCUUUGAAUGUGUUCGGCGUAAUUGUGCUGUGUGUGAUAACACCAAAUGGAAAGGUCCAAGAAAAUGAGUGAAGAAGUAAAGUUUUUAGUGAGGAAGCACUUAAAUGGUCAUGUUGACUGGAGUCGGUAUGUGCAGCAUUUUGCUUUGAAACGCUGAGUUUAGUCUCUUUGCUGUCCAAUGUGCAGCUCCAACCCUGGAAGUAUCACUGUGGCUUUCAUCAGCCAGCCCGGACCUAGAGUUCUGGGUUGGCUAAUGUCAAUUUGUGCAAAUUCCAAAGUACAGAAUCAAACGGCCAAGCUGAUGCUGUCAGCCAAUGAAUGAAUAGCAGGACCGGCAUCUGACUUCAGGAGCCAUUGUCACAAUCCCUGAUUUAGAGGAGAUCAGGCGGCAAGCUGAUCCAUGUAAGAAGGCAAACCAUUGUAAAACAGCUUGUCCCAUUAACAGGGAACAGUGCCAGGAUAUUCCGAACAUCAUAACCACUGUGCUUAGAAUGUCCCUUAAAAUGUAUUAGAGAUCUCUGAUACCACACUCUAUAGAAUACCAAAGAAGCCAACCAGCUACUUUCUGCAUAUCAUCCCCGGGUUGAUACACCACCCCAACCACAAAGUAUUACUCAUCAUUCUCACGGUAGCUAAGAUAAACUUGGCGUUCCACUGGAAGAACACGACGAUUCCCUCGUUAGAUACUCUCAUACAGAGGUUGAAUACGAUAAGUAAUUACGAGAGAAUGGUUAACAAAACACAGGGUUGUGUAAGUAGGUAUGUGAGAGAUUGUGAAUGCUGGACCACAAAUAUUGGAAAGGCACAGGACAGCAACGCUAACAAUGAGGAAACUGAUAGGAAUAAAUAACUUAUAGGACACCACUUUUGUGUGACUUGAAUGUCUGGCCAGGCUCUAGGGUUUUAAGGGCAGGGUAUGUGUCACAAGAACUGUUGCAUUAGCAUUAUCAAUGGGAACCUAACCCCCCCUCCCCCCUCUUUUUUUUCUUUUCUGUAAUCCCCUCCCUCUCUGUUAUCUUUCUAUGGUAUUCUCAUGUUUUAAUGAAGCUAAUAAGGCUACAAUUACCAGAGGACAACAGCAUAAUACAUUUAAGCAAAGCUUUGUUGUCAAUCUAGGAAAAAUAGUUGUAAAUUGUCGUAUAGCAAUUGUUUACUCUGUUAUAUGAAAAUGUUACAGUUUUGAUAUUAUAUGCA